AAGAAGUAAGUUGUUCAACAGAAGAAGAAACAGUACAUGCAGUCAACUUUCCUGGCCGUGUAUGUUGGGGUGGGAAAGGAAGCCUUCUGAGCAUUUUUGCAACGAAGCGGUAGUGAAGUUUCCAGUUAGACUGCAAGGGAGUUUACCCAGCAUGGAAAAGCAGCCCGGAAACGCCCUGCUAUGUAGAGACCUGAUGCAAAUCGCAGUCUUUAACUCUGGAGAAUGUGUUGGCCUCGCCUGUCUCAUUUGAAUCUGAGUCAGAACCUUCCUCAGAACAGCAUACACUGUCAAACCCCAAGGUCUUCCCAAAUACGCAGCGGUCUCAGCACCUGCAGAGGCAGAGCUUAGAGUGCAGGAUUCUGGAGAAAGAAUACGGAGACAAGGAAGGCUUUCUCUCCGGAAGCAUAUUCCUCAGUUGUCCUCCGCUGGUUACACGCAAUCCCACGUGACCAUACGCCAUCUUUCUUCCUGGCAGUGGCGUCCCACCCCCACUGCGCAGACGCGGAAGCUUCGGUAACCGGCGCUCUAAGUUGAUUGCGGACCUCUCCACCGCUGACACCCCUUCCCAGGUGUCAUGGCCGCCCUGCUUGUACGGAGCGUGGUGGCUUCGGUGGUGGACCCGUUCCUGCACCUGAGUCGCCUCGCGGUGAAGCCCCGAGCCUUCUCGUUUCUGCUGGGGACGUUGCCAAGCGCCAAACCCUGCGCAGAGGUGCGCUCACUUCUCUGUGGCUGUCCUUUGCCGUCCCUGCAGCCCUCGUUGGGCUUCAAAACCAAGGGUGUCAUCAAGAAGCGCUGUAGAGACUGCUACAUGGUGAAGAGGCGUGGGCGCUGGUUUGUCCUCUGUAAGACCAACCCCAAGCAUAAACAGCGACAGAUGUAGCCCUUGCCUUCAAGCAGUGUAUAUGGGAAAUUAAUUUCACCUUUUCAGAGAAAAAUAAACUUAAGCAUUCUAUAAAAUCCAUGGGCCUUAGGGCUUUAUUGAACCCGCUUUCCCCACAUCGUAGCCCAAUUCCUUCACAUCUAAUCAGACCAGAGCUGCAGUUGGGGAAGGAUUGUUACAGUUCCUGUAGCUGUGUAAGAAGCAGGAAUACAGAGCCAGCUUUAUCUCUUGAGACAUGAUCUGGCUCGGUAAUCCUGAUUGACCUGAAACUUGGAGAGAACCUCCUGCCUCUGCCUCACUGCCGUUACCAUAUGCAUCAGAUUGUAAGUUCUUUAAGAGGCUGCCUGAGCCAGAAGGCUCCUGCGAGGUGCACACUAAUCCCAAUUUAAGAACAAAGGAUGUUCUUGUGUAGCAACUAUCCCAGUCUUUGCUCAAGGAAAACCUUGUUUACAUAGAAAUGUCUUUUGGAUACCAAUUAAAAAUGUCGUGAAUGUUCUUACA
This is a messenger RNA of Apodemus sylvaticus (European woodmouse), 1381 nucleotides long. RefSeq names its product mitochondrial ribosomal protein L36 (gene Mrpl36). The transcript has 3 exons. The record is from RefSeq and is a predicted model, not a curated record. The coding region runs from base 575 to 880 and encodes 101 amino acids. Gene Ontology annotation, molecular function: structural constituent of ribosome. Gene Ontology annotation, cellular component: mitochondrial large ribosomal subunit; ribosome. Gene Ontology annotation, biological process: translation; ribosome biogenesis. Lineage: Eukaryota; Metazoa; Chordata; Mammalia; Rodentia; Muridae.